UCUACUUCCGGUGUAGCGCUCGGGUUUUAUCCAAUGAACCAUAGUGGUAUUCUCUAUGAGAAGUUCCCGGAUGACUUUAUCUGGAGCGCAGCCACCGCUGCCUACCAAGUAGAGGGGGCCUGGAAUGAAGAUGGAAGAGGACCCAGCAUUUGGGACACAUUUUCUCACCUACCUGGUCGUACUUUAAAUGGAGACACCGGUGAUAUAACCUGCGAUAGUUACCACAACUAUCUCAGAGACGUAGAAAUGCUCAAGGAACUUGGGGUCUCUCAUUAUCGGUUUUCAAUAUCUUGGUCCCGGAUAUUUCCACUGGGAACAGACGAGAUGUUCAAUCCAAGAGGAGCAGCAUACUACCAUCGUCUAAUAGACGCCUUAAAGGCUUCAGGGAUAAAACCCAUGGUGACCCUUUACCAUUGGGAUCUACCACAGGCCCUGGAAAAUGAAGGAGGCUGGCUCAAUAAAACUACUGUUGACCACUUCGUUAAAUAUGCGAAUUAUUGUUUUAAUGAAUAUGGAAGCAAGGUAAAACACUGGAUAACAUUUAACGAACCUUGGGUAGUGGCAUGGCUCGGGUAUGGCGGAGGUAACAUGGCACCUGGUUUGAACGAACCAGCUGAGAAACCUUAUAUAGCAGCUCAUAACAUUAUUCGUGCACACGGCCACACUUACCAGAUAUAUAAAAAAGAUUACAAGAGAAGUCAAAAGGGCCAGGUUGGUAUUACCCUCAACAUCGGUUGGGCUCAGCCUAAAAACACAUCGGAUCCCACUCAUAGGGCUGCUUCUGAUCGAGCUGUCCAGUUUGAAUUAGGAUGGUUUGCACACCCGAUUUUGUUGAAUGGCGAUUACCCUCAAGUAAUGAAAGAUCAAAUUGGAAACAAAAGUCAGGCACAGGGAUACUCACAUUCAAGGCUACCUACAUUUACGAAGGAAGAUAAAGCUGCCAUUACUGGUUCUGCAGAUUUCUUGGGAAUGAAUCAUUACACAACUAGUUUGGUAUCCCCCAUUAAAAUUCCACCGGAAGUAAAGAGUUAUGAUGCUGAUAAAGAUGUGCGAUCGGAAGCGGAUCCAUCAUGGGCACGAUCUGGUUCUGAAUGGUUAAAAGUAGUCCCUUAUGGAAUGAGGAUGAUACUAAACUGGAUAAAGAAGCAGUACCCCAAGACACCCGUCAUAAUCACAGAGAACGGCGUGUCCGAUAAUAACGGUUCUUUAGUGGAUACGUGGAGGAUAAAUUAUUACCGGUUAUACAUCAACGAGGUAUUAAAAGCUAUACAUCUUGAUGGAUGCAACGUCAAGGGCUACACAGCCUGGUCACUUAUGGACAAUUUUGAAUGGCCAAGAGGAUUUAGUGAAAAAUUUGGUCUUUAUAAUGUCAAUUUUACUGAUCCAAAACGAACCAGAACGCCGAAAGCUUCUGCACGAUUUUACAAACAACUUAUCCAGGAGAACGGAUUCCAGCCAGGUUACACCGGUAAAGGGGGACGUGGUAUCGCUCCUGCACACGAGAACGGGAUUUUUUAUGACACGGUUCCGGAAGAUUUUGCAUGGAUCACGGCAACAGCUGCUUAUCAGGUUGAGGGAGCAUGGGAUGAAGAUGGGCGAGGGCUAAGUAUUUGGGAUGUAGCAGCCCACCAGAAAGAUUAUAUCUAUAAUAAUGACAAUGGUGAUAUAGCUUGUGACAGUUACCAUAGAUACAAAGAGGAUGUCCGUCUUCUAAAGGAACUGGGAGUCUCACACUACCGGUUCUCCAUUUCUUGGCCAAGAGUAUUUCCCAACGGCACGAAAGAAAGUAAAAAUCCACUGGGCGUGAAGUAUUAUCACAACCUGAUAGACGAACUGCAAAAAGCUGGUAUAGAACCAAUGAUCACACUCUAUCACUGGGAUCUUCCCCAGGCCCUGGAAGAAAAAGAGGGAGGAUGGAUGAACGAAUCUAUCGUGAACCGCUUCCGAGACUACGCUGACUUUUGCUUCAGUGAAUAUGGAAACAAGACCAAACUAUGGAUUACAUUCAAUGAACCAUGGAUCGUCUCCUACCUUGGUUACGGUGUCGGAACAUUUCCACCAGGAAAAAAGGGUCCAGGAAGUAACACGUAUAUAACAGCACAUAACAUUAUACAGGCCCACGCCGAAGCCUACCAUGUGUACAACACCAAAUACAGACCAAGUCAAAAAGGAAAAGUUGGGAUCACGCUGAAUGUUGGGUGGGCAGAGCCUGAAGAUCCGUACAACCCAGAUCAUCUUGAAGCAUCUGAAAGAGACAUCCAGUUUAACUUUGGAUGGUUUGCUCAUCCAAUUUUGGUGAACGGGAAUUAUCCACAAGUCAUGAUUGAUAGAAUAGCAAACAAUAGUGAUGGUACAAGCAGAUUACCUGAAUUUGAAGAGCCAGCGAAAAUAAAUGGUACGGCAGAUUUUCUGGGACUGAACUUUUAUACAUCAAGUCUGGUGCGACCUGACGAAUCCAGAACAGAUCGUAGUUUCGAAGACGACAAAGGAACCUCGUCAAAAGAAGAUCCUUCUUGGAUCGGAUCUGGAUCGGACUGGCUAAAGGUAACGCCGUUUGGUCUCCGAAAAAUGUUGAACUGGAUUAAGACUCACUAUAACAAUUUCCCUGUCUAUAUAACCGAAAAUGGUGUGUCGGAUAACAACGGAUCUUUAGCGGAUCUUCACCGAAUUCAUUACUACAGAACCUAUAUAAAUGAAAUGCUGAAAGCUAUGAAAUUAGACAAAUGCAAUGUAAAAGGAUAUACGGCCUGGUCGUUAAUGGAUAACUUUGAAUGGCGGAGAGGAUAUGCUGAACGUUUCGGGCUUCAUUACGUUAAUUUUUCUGACCCAAACAAAACAAGAACUCCUAAAGCAUCUGCAAGAUUUUACAAAGAGCUCGUGCGUGAGAAAGGUUAUAAACCUGGAUACACAAGUGUUGGAGGACGGGGAACAGCACCAGCUCUAGAGAGUGAGUUUUAUUACGACACGUUUCCCGAAGGAUUUGUUUGGAGUGCAGCCACUGCAGCAUACCAAGUAGAGGGUGGAUGGAACGAGGGAGGACGAGGGCCAAGUGUAUGGGAUACGUGGGUUCAUGAAUACAAACAUGUGGAGAAAAAUGACACUGGUGACGUAGCUUGUGACAGUUACCACAAAUACAAAGAGGAUGUACAGCUACUAAGAAACCUUGGGGUUUCCCACUACCGUUUUUCCAUCUCUUGGCCACGGAUAUUUCCUGAUGGUACAAAGGAGAGUCUCAAUCAAGAAGGGAUCAACUACUAUAACAAUCUGAUCAACGAACUUAUCAAAUAUAACAUUACACCCAUGGUAACCUUAUUCCACUGGGAUCUACCCCAGGCAUUGGAAGACGAUGGAGGUUGGCUGAACGAAAGCACCGUCUAUCACUUUAGAGAUUACGCAGAAGUAUGUUUUAGGGAGUUUGGCGACAGGGUAAGAUUAUGGAUUUCCUUUAAUGAACCUGGAUUAACUGCUUGGACUUGUUAUGGAAAUGGUGGAAUGGCACCGGGCCGAAGUGGCCACCCGGGCACAUACCCAUACAUAGUGACACGAAACAUCAUUCUAGCCCACGCUGAAGGAUAUCAUGUACUCAAAGACAAAUUCGCCCACCAGAAUGGUCAAUAUGGAAUCACGUACAGCAUAGGAUGGGCGGAACCUUUGGAUCCUUUUAACCCUGAUGACAUUGAAGCCUCGGAGAGAAGGCUUCAGUUCGAUGCUGGAUGGUUUCUUAAUCCAAUAUACGUGAAUGGCAACUACCCUGACAUAAUGGUACAGAAGGUAGCAGAGAAGAGCAGAGCUCAGAACCUCUCAGAGUCACGUCUACCUAGGUUCUCAGAGGAGGAAAAACAGAGGAUCAAUCAAACGGCAGAUUUCUUUGGUCUUAACCACUAUUCUUCAUCUUAUACCUUUCCCCAAAAGAACGAUAUUAGCGACAUUUCUUAUUGGGCGGAUCAAGAUAUUGGAAGUAAGAACGACCCAAAGUGGCUAGGUUCUGGGUCUUCAUGGCUUUUUGUAACUCCAUUUGGUCUCAGGAAGGUAUUAAACUGGGUCAAAAAUACAUAUAAUAAUAUUCCUGUAUACAUCACGGAAAAUGGAGUCUCUGAUAGAAACGGGUCACUAGAAGAUUACAACCGUGUAUAUUUCUAUAGAAACUACAUAAACGAGAUGCUGAAAGCUAUAAGACUGGACGGCUGCAACGUCAAGGGAUAUACAGCAUGGUCAUUUAUGGACAACUUUGAAUGGAACACGGGUUAUGCUGAAAAGUUUGGUAUGCAUUAUGUGAAUUUUAGCGAUCCAUCUCGACCACGAACACCUAAGCUGUCUGCUGUAUUCUACAACAACUUAAUCAAUGACAAUGGGUUUUUGGAGGAUGCAGCCACCUCGCCUACAAAAGGAAAAGAAUUAGGAGUGUAUAGAGAACUACCUUACGCAAACACGUUCUACAAUGGAAAAUUCCCUGAUGGAUUCAAAUGGGGAGCAUCUACUUCCGCAUAUCAAGUAGAGGGGGCUUGGAACAAAGAUGGAAAAGGAAUUAGCAAUAUCGAUAAUUUUGUUCACAGUGACUUUGAUUCUACUCUUGGAGACAUUGCAUGUGACAGUUAUCAUAACUUUAACGAUGAUGUGAGGAUUCUUAAAGAAACAAAUGUUACCCAUUUUCGCUUCUCUAUAUCCUGGAGCCGAAUACUGCCCAGGGGUAAUGCAAGUGAGAUAAACCUUCUCGGAGUUCAAUAUUACCGAAACCUUACUGACGCCCUUAUUGAUGCUGGUAUUACCCCUGUAGUUACAAUGCAUUACUUUGACAUGCCAGAGAUUUUGUACAAUCAAGGUGGCUGGAAAAAUUCAACGAUGACACAGCUGUUUGUGGAUUAUGCUAGAGUUCUUUUUACAGAAUUUGGAUAUCGGGUGAAGUACUGGAUAACAAUAAAUGACCCUUAUACAGUGUCUGUUGGUUUGCCCGGUGAAGAUACGUAUUAUAGAGAUCCAUAUAUUAUUGGACAUAACUUAAUUAAAGCACACGCUCUUGUAUACAAGCUCUACCAGAGUGAAUUCAAGGACACACAGAAAGGUUUUGUUGGAAUUUCACUGAGUGCCGAUUGGUUUGAACCGAAUACCCCAACUGAUCCUGCAGAUAUUGAUUCUAACAGAAGAGAAAUGGAACAUUCUCUCGGUUGGUUUGCCAACCCCAUAUUUAUCGACGGUGAUUAUUCGACUCUUCAUAAAGCAAUGUUGCAUAAGAAACAACGAUCUUUGCCAACGUUUACAGAUUAUGAAACAACCUGGAUAAAAGGUUCAUCAGACUUUCUGGGUUUGAAUUUUCGAUCUACGUUAAAAGUAAAAAAUAGAGAGAACAAUGAAGAAGGAUUCAAAUUUGAAACGGAUACGGAGAUCAGCUUCAAUUCCUCGUGGAUUAAAAGCAGCAAAGACGCCAUAAGAUUUGCACCUUUUGGGUUGAGGAAGGUAUUAAACUGGAUAAAGGACAACUACCAAAAUGCACCUGUAUAUAUAACAGAGGUCGGAUUUCCUGAUGAUACAGGAACUCUGCAGGACAAUAUAAGGACCAAGUUCUAUAAAGAAUAUAUUGAUGAAGUUCUGAAAGCAAUAAGAUUGGACGAUUGCAACGUAACUGGGUUCAGCGUUAAAAGUUUAAUGGAUGAUGUAGACUACACAGGAAACAUCAAGCACAAAUAUGGAAUAUAUCACGUGGACUUCAACGACCCUGCCAGACCACGCACUAGAAAGUCUUCAGCGAGGUUUUACACAGAGGUCAUCAAAGACAACGGCUUCAAGAAGGGGAAACCACACACCGUACCGCCAGAGUCUGAAGAAUUUAAUCCGAAUUAUCCCUACAGACCCUUGCCACAGGAGCACGAAAUGUACCAUGGUUCCUUCCCAAAUGGAUUUGCCUGGAGUACAGCCACAGCUGCAUACCAGGUAGAAGGAGGAUGGAACGCAGAUGGGAAGGGACUCAGCAUAUGGGAUGUUUUUACUCAACAACCUGGUCAUAUUGAUAAUAAUGACACGGGGAAUGUUGCCUGUGACAGUUAUCAUAAAUACAAAGAAGAUGUCCAACUUCUAAAAAAUAUAAAGGUAACACACUAUAGAUUCUCAAUAUCGUGGUCACGAGUACUACCAGUAGGAACCCUACAGGUGAUCAACCAGCCUGGCGUAGAUUACUACAAUAACCUGAUAGACGCCCUUUUGGAGGCUGACGUUGUGCCAAUGGUAACGUUAUAUCACUGGGAUCUUCCAGAGGCAUUUAAUAGCAGUGGAGGCUGGCAGAAUGAAAGUAUUGCUGACCAUUUUGCCAACUAUGCUAAAUUUUGUUUCCAGAAAUAUGGCGACAGGGUUAAGUUUUGGAUUACUUUAAAUGAACCUUUCGUUGUCUCCAACCAAGGAUACGAGUUAGGUGUCAUGGCGCCAGGUCUAAAAGGAAAAGGAGACCGUACCUAUAUCGUCAGCCAUAACCUUAUCAAGGCUCAUGCAAAAGCCUACCGUGUUUAUGAGAAUGAAUUCAAAACUAAGCAAAAAGGUCAAGUUGGCAUUACACUCAAUACGGAUUGGCAGGUCCCGAAGAAUUCAGAGAGCCUAGCGGAUUUGGAGGCAUCAGAGCGAGCCAUUAAUUUUAUGCUUGGGUGGUUUUUAAAUCCAGUGAUGAGGGGAGAUUACCCAAAGGUGAUAAAGGAUCAGGUGGAUAGAAAAAGUCGAGAACAGGGUCUACCUAUCAGCAGAUUACCGAAAUUUACAGAAUCUGAAAAAAAUUAUGUCAAAGGUUCUUAUGAUUUUCUUGGAAUGAAUUUUUAUACGUCUAAUAUCGUAACCAAUGUCAAAUCGAGCACUCAGAGUUUCAAUGGAGACCAAGACCUGCAGUACACCAAAGAUCCAUCCUGGCGAAAGUCUGGAUCAAGCUGGUUAAGAGUUACUCCUGUUGGAAUUCGGAGAAUGUUGAACUGGAUAAAAUAUACCUACGGUGAUUUUCCUAUCUACAUAACAGAAAAUGGCGUGUCUGAUAAGAAUGGGUCUUUGAAAGACGAAAAUAGAAUAUACUACUACAAAAACUACAUCAAUAACGUUCUAAAAGCAAUACGUCUAGACGGUGUAAACGUUAGAGGGUACACUGCAUGGUCAUUGAUGGAUAACUUUGAGUGGGCGCGUGGAUACUCGGAACGUUUUGGACUUCAUUAUGUCAACUUUAGCGACCCUGCCAGAUCACGCACACCUAAAGCAAGUGCUCAUUUUUACUCAACAAUCAUUGAAAACAACGGUUUCCCUAGCGAAAAUUCAAUGUACUCGUUUCCAUUUACUUCCAAACCUGUGCAUCCUGAAAAUAAUCCGUACAGAAAGCUCUACAAGGAAGACGAGUUCUACUACAAUACCUUCCCUGAGGAUUUUGCGUGGAGCACAGCGACUGCCUCAUACCAAAUAGAAGGGGCAUGGAAUCUAGAUGGGAAAGGACUUGGUAUUUGGGAUGAAUUUAGCCACUCUCCAGGCAAUAUAGUCAACAAUGACACUGGUGAUAUUGCUUGUGAUAGUUAUCAUAAGUUCCACGAGGAUGUCAAACUUCUGAAAAAUAUAAAGGUUACUCAUUACAGAUUUUCGAUUUCUUGGCCCCGGAUAUUACCGAAUGGUACCCUGGAAUCUGUCAAUCGCCUGGGCAUUCAGUACUAUAACAACCUGAUAGACGCCGUGAUUGAUGCUGGAAUCGUUCCUAUGGUUACACUUUAUCAUUGGGAUCUUCCACAAGCAUUAAUGAAAUAUGGCGGCUGGCAGAGCGAACAAACAGCUGAAUACUUCGCAGACUAUGCCAGACUCUGUUUCACACAUUUUGGCGAUAGGGUUAAGUUUUGGAUUACACUAAAUGAACCAUUUGUCGUAUCCAACCAUGGGUAUGAAAUCGGUGUCAUGGCACCCGGCUUGACAGGAAAGGGCGAUCGAAUUUACAAAGCUGGUCAUAAUUUAUUGAAGGGGCAUGCCAAAGCUUACCACAUUUAUCAGAAUGAGUUUAAAAAAUCUCAGGAUGGUAUAAUUGGAAUAACAUUAAACACAGACUGGCAAGUACCGAAAAACCCCAGGGAUGAGAAAGACUUACAAGCAUCAGAUCGUGCCAUUAAUUUUAUGUUUGGUUGGUUUUUAAACUCUGUCAUGAAAGGAGAUUACCCAGGAGUCAUGAAGGACCAAGUAGACAGAAAAAGUCGCGCGCAAGGAUAUAGCCGAAGUAGACUUCCGGAAUUUUCAGCGAAAGAGAAAGCGUUUAUCAAAGGAACAUACGACUUUCUUGGGAUGAAUUUUUACACGUCAAACUUGGUUUCUUCAAUAAGUGACAAAACACAGAGCUACUCGGGAGACCAAGAUCUUAAUGCUACCAAAGAUCCGUCGUGGUUAGGAUCGGGAUCUUCUUGGCUUAAGGUGACACCGACUGGAAUACGCCGAAUGCUUAACUGGGUGAAAUAUACAUACGGAGAUUUCCCGAUAUACAUAACAGAAAAUGGUGUCUCGGACACCAAUGGAACUCUUAAGGAUGACCACAGAAUAUUCUAUUAUAAACAUUAUAUUAACAACGUACUCAAAGCUUUACGAUUGGAUGGCGUUGACAUUCGCGGAUACACAGCGUGGUCAUUAAUGGAUAAUUUUGAGUGGGCGCGUGGAUAUUCAGAACGCUUCGGCCUUCAUUAUGUUAACUUCAGUGAUCCUGCCAGACCACGCACACCAAAAGCAAGUGCGCGAUAUUAUACAUCAAUCAUAGAAAAUAAUGGGUUUAAGCGACAGUAUACCCCUGAAGGCACCACACAUGCCACUGAUACACAACAUACCACCCGCAGUCCAGUAAGCUCUGGGGCUCGGAAGACAGUUUUAUCUUUCUAUAUAUGCUUCUUAAUCAAAGUAAUGUAUACUUUGAUAUCAUGAUUGGAUGUCCCAUAUCAUAUCGAUUUAUGCACAUGUACAUAAUACGUGUAGUCCCACAUGUUUGUUUCCCACUCAAAGAGAAUUUUGCUGAACAACUUUUCCUGUAAAUAUGGUGUGUAUGAUAGUUGUCACAUUGCAUUGUUUUUUUUAUUUGUAAAUGGUUUACUACAUUUUAGUGUAUCAAAACCUAGCCUUGUACAUUUUGUUAAAGAAAAUCAUAAAAUUAUAAAAUAA
Molecule: messenger RNA, 9129 nt
Organism: Saccostrea echinata
Lineage: Eukaryota; Metazoa; Mollusca; Bivalvia; Ostreida; Ostreidae
Product: lactase/phlorizin hydrolase-like
Exons: 42
Biological process (GO): carbohydrate metabolic process
Molecular function (GO): beta-glucosidase activity
Source: RefSeq, a predicted model, not a curated record